AGGGUGCCGGUCAGAUGACGUCACGGAGACGCAAUCCCCGCCCCUGCUGUGUUGUGCGCGCGGUGAAGGUAGCGCCUGCUCCGCCCACAGUGGCUGUGCGCGCGGCAGUAGUGGAAGUUCCGUGGUGAACUGGAACAGCAAGCGCAUCUCUCACAGUGUAUGUGUGGCAACAAUAUGUCUGUGCCGCUUCUCGCCGAGGCUGUGACGGUGUCUGCCACCGAGAAGGAGACUGCUGCGGUUAUAUUUCUCCAUGGUUUGGGAGACUCGGGCCAUGGAUGGGCCGACACCCUGGCGGCAAUCAGGCUGCCCCAUGUCAAGUACAUCUGCCCCCACGCGCCUCGGAUCCCUGUCACUCUGAACAUGAAGAUGACCAUGCCUUCAUGGUUCGAUCUGAUGGGCCUCAGCCCAGACUCUCCAGAGGACGAGGCAGGCAUCAAGAAGGCCUCAGAGAACAUCAAAGCCAUCAUCGAUCAUGAGACCAAGAACGGUAUUCCUGCAAACCGUAUUAUGAUCGGGGGCUUCUCCCAGGGUGGGGCCCUCUCCCUGUACACUGCCCUGACUUGUCAGCAGCAGUUGGCUGGUGUAGUGGCUCUCAGCUGCUGGCUACCCCUCCACAAGACCUUCCCACAGGCGGCGAGCGGCAGCGGUAACAAGAACACGCCCAUCCUGCAGUGCCACGGGGAGAUGGACCCCAUGAUCCCGGUACAGUUUGGAGCCCUGACGUUCGAGAAGCUCAAGAGCAUAGUGAGCCACGACAAGAUCUCCUUCAAAACCUACCCUGGGCUCCUGCACAGCUCCUGUCCACAGGAGAUGGCGGCUGUAAAGGAGUUCAUUGAGAAGCAGUUGCCUCGAAUCUGACCUCAGCUCAUCCGUUAUGACCCCCUCCUGAAAUACUUACCUGUCAU
This is a messenger RNA of Gadus macrocephalus (Pacific cod), 905 nucleotides long. RefSeq names its product lysophospholipase 2 (gene lypla2). Bases 160 to 858 code for a protein of 232 amino acids. The record is from RefSeq and is a predicted model, not a curated record. Gene Ontology annotation, biological process: protein depalmitoylation. Gene Ontology annotation, cellular component: cytoplasm. Lineage: Eukaryota; Metazoa; Chordata; Actinopteri; Gadiformes; Gadidae. The transcript is spliced from 10 exons. Gene Ontology annotation, molecular function: carboxylic ester hydrolase activity; palmitoyl-(protein) hydrolase activity.